Entelurus aequoreus (snake pipefish) is the source of this 1513-nucleotide messenger RNA. RefSeq lists its product as uncharacterized. The record is from RefSeq and is a predicted model, not a curated record. Bases 386 to 1318 code for a protein of 310 amino acids. NCBI's taxonomy places the organism in Eukaryota, Metazoa, Chordata, Actinopteri, Syngnathiformes, Syngnathidae. The transcript is spliced from 4 exons.
UUUAUGUUUUCAGUUUACUUAAAAUACAUGUCUUUGUUAUGUUAAAAUAUUUUUUUCUAAUAAAGUCCAUGUAAUUGUGUCUUUGGUUAUGUGUACAAAAUAAUUAUGCGUUGGUUGAUCACAAAACAUUUAAUUGAAGUGAAUUAUGAUUGAAAUACUUAUGACAUCCAGAAGGUGGCAGUAAGAAGAAAAUUCAAAUGCUUCACACUACACGUGCGCAAACUCUGAAUCAACUUUCUUGUUUUUGCCGGUGAACUUGCCAACGGUCGUCACCAUUUGUCUGCGUUUCUGGCUUGAGAGAGAGCAGUAGCCAGUGCAUGAUAAAACUACACUACCUUCGGUCUGCUUUUACCCCGCCGACCCCCAGGCAGACUGACUCAUUUGGAUGAUGGCUGCACCAGUAAAACUACGGAUUAUCCUUGGUUCCAACAAUGCUGAAAAACUGACCAUAGAAUCAGGCAUGCCAAUGUCUGUUGAGGAUCUUGCAAAUGAGAUCAAACGUCAGUUUGAUAUAGAGGAGGACAUUAGACUCCAGUACAUGGACAGUGACUUUGAUAACGAAUUUGUUAACCUUAACAAAAUUUGCGACAUUCAAGACAAGAGCACAGUGAAAAUCAUCUGCUUGUCAGAUGCUCUAGACCUCAGCCAAGGCAGCAUGAACCAGAGUGGGGAAGAAGCAUCCUUGUCAUCUUCUGACACAUUAAAACUCUCCUCUGAUUCAGAAUCUUCUCGAUCACAUUGGCCCACAGAAUUCCAAAUUCCAAAGUUUUCAUAUGACGUGGAGAUGCAACUUCGAAGUGCAAACCAGGACUUUGUAUCAAAUAGAGUUCUUCUGACCCCCGGUCAUAAACUUAAAUCAGACAUCUUGGAAAGUCUGGCUCAGGAAAUCAUCAAGUUCAAGGCAUAUCCCUCAAAGUUGGAAAUUGAAUCUGUUGCUGAAGCUUUAAUCAAAGCACAUCCAUGUUUGAGAGAACAGAGAUCCUUCUGUGGUUUCUACGGCUGGAAAAUAAGCCUCAAGUAUAAGAUGGCAAACUACAGGACAAAACUUAGAAACUUGGGGUGCCCAGAACUGAGCAUCAAUUCCCUCAAGCACAAACCUGCAGAUAGAUGUCAGCCCGCCUAUGAUGUCAAAAAACCAAGGAAAGCCGAAGUCAAUUUUUUCCCCCCCUUUCCUGCUGGAGAGACCCAGGACAGCCUUGAAGGGGAAAGAUUGGCGUUGUUAUCUGAGGUCAAGAAGAGACAUAAUGAUAAAGUUGUCAAAGAAAAGAUGGCUAAGACCUUCGCAGAAGGCAAGAGGUCGUCAGAGACAAGCCCAUGAUCAUGGAGUUCAAGAUCAGAUGGCCAGGACUCUUCACUGUCGCAGAGGUGGAAGCAGAAUUUGUGAGGAUCACUACUGGUCCCCUUGUCUCAAAGUUCCAUGCACAGCUUGACCAACACACUGCCCAGCUCAUCAAAGUGUUCAAGAAGAAAGGAGGCUCUGCAGGGACUACCAUCAGAAGGAUUUUGGUCCCAA